Penicillium expansum is the source of this 810-nucleotide messenger RNA. Its product is annotated as Monooxygenase, FAD-binding. Gene Ontology annotation, biological process: secondary metabolite biosynthetic process. Gene Ontology annotation, molecular function: FAD binding. Lineage: Eukaryota; Fungi; Ascomycota; Eurotiomycetes; Eurotiales; Aspergillaceae. The transcript has a single exon. The record is from RefSeq and is a predicted model, not a curated record. Bases 1 to 810 code for a protein of 269 amino acids.
AUGAUCACCGAGGAUUGUAUCGAGUUCAAAAAGGAGGUUAUUGCUGUAACAGAAGGAGGCUAUGGUGGAAAUAAGGAUGCGAAAACCAUUCUGCACUUUGGUGAUGACACAGUAGCAGAAGCUGAUAUUGUGCUGGGAUGUGAUGGCUUGCGCUCAAAAGUCCGUCAGCUCAUUCUUGGAGUUGACAAUCCCGCCUCUCAGCCAUCCUACAGCCACAAGGUUGCCUUUCGCGGGCUUAUUCCAAUGCAAAAGGCAAGAGAAGUUCUUGGUGAAAACAAAUCAUCUACGGGAUACAUGCACCUGGGCCAGAACGGCCACUUCCUCACGUUUCCCGUUGCCAUGGGCACGAUCCUCAAUGUUGUGGCAUUUGUCACCGACCCAGGACAAUGGCCGAGCAACGAACGACUCACUCUACCAGCGACCAAAGAUGAAGCAGUUCGCUACUUUUCCGGAUUUUGUCCUGUCGUAAUCUCGAUCAUGGAGAUGCUGGACGAGAGGCUGGAUAAGUGGGGUAUCUUUGACUUAUUCGAUAACCCUGCGACUUCGUAUGUCUCUGAAGCAGGUCUCAUAGGUCUCAUUGGCGAUGCGGCUCAUGCUUCGGCUCCUCAUCACGGUGCCAGUGCUGGGUGUGCCAUUGAAGAUGCCCUUGCCCUAGCGGUCGUAUUAGAAGAUGCUGCAGCAAUGCUGCAAGAGUCAUCCGAUGCGGUUGCUGAGAGGAAUGUUGGUAUUGCAAGCUGCCCUCUCUACCUACCAAGAUAUACGUCACGAACGUACCCAAUGGGUUGUGCAGAGCAGUCGGCUCAUUGGUGA